CUCUGGCUGCUGAUCCGGUCUGAUCUUGGACCAGAUGCCAUCAGCAGCCCAACGACCUGCUGCCCUUGGGCUUUUCUGGCCUGCCCUCUCCUCCGCUCCGCUCCGCAACCGCCCUGAUUCCCAUGUUCCCGCUACCGCCCUUCCAGGUCCCACCCGAGGUUGCUCCUCCUGAGCCGCCAAGCCACGACAUGCACUAUCCGAUCGGCACGCUGCCGAUGCUGCCGUAUCCAAACUCCUCACAACCGCAACAGCAACCGCAGCAACAACAACAGCAACAUUACCAGCAUCCACAGCUGCAGUACCACCACCACCACCAGUUUCCGUUCCAGGACCCAUACCAGGACCCGUACCAGGAUCUACACCAGCACCAGCACCAGCACCAGCACCAGCACCAGCACCAGCAUCAGCAUCAGCACCAGCAUCAGCAUCAACAUACUCACUCGACGCUGCUGCCGCAUCCAUAUCACCUCGAGCGCAUCUCGCCCGACGACCGCAUCGACCCAAGGGCCUCGGCGGCCAUAUCGCAUCUAAUGCACAUCGCCUCGCAGCCCCACUCUGGCCUCGGCUUCUCGACCAUCGCUUCGAUGCCCGACCCUGCGGCCUCGCUGCUACCCUCGCCUGCUUUGACACCGGCACCACUUGCCAUUCUGCCAUCAACGACACCCUCAUCUCUCCCUGCUGCCGCAUCGCUGGCCCUGGUUGCCCCUCUGGCGCCCACAUCGCUGUCAUCGUCGGCAUCGCUCUCAGCUGUAUCGCUGAUACCCAACGGCACAUGCCAUUCUCUGUCGGGCUCGUCCGCAUCCCUCGCCAGUGCCUUGAAUUUCGUCGCCUGGCCGCCGCAUCCAACCGAACCCGAGCUGUUUGUAGCCAAGCGGACGGCCCCUGACUUUGCCAGUGCCGACCUGGACUUUCACCACAAGCGAGCCAAGCAUGCUUCGUCCACCGAUUUGCUCAUGUUCCCAAGCACCAUCGCAGCGAGCUCGCUGCCUCCUCCGGCCAUCUCCGCAGAAUCCGGCGAGGCUCCACCCGGCAAGGGCAAGCUCGAGCAGCAGCUCGUAUGCAUCCAAUGCGGCACGCAGUAUGCAACCCUAUCCAUGUUCGGCAAGGUACCGCCGUUCCCAGGGUCCUACAUCUCGCUCUUCACUUGCAAUCUCUGCCACCAUCAACGCAAGGCUGCAGGCUCCGAACGACAUAGCAAGGCGCACCCGACGGAUCUACAGCAGAGCUUGCUGGGCGCAGUAUCGUCGUCGGUGUCGUCGUCGUCGCUAUUGCACGGGGUGUUUACCAGUCACUCUUGCCCAGAGAGCGCCCUCGAGAGUCAGCAGGCGCUCAACUGCAACAUUUGCAAGAGAACGUUCGGAUUCGGCCAGAUUUCGACCCACCAUAGUCUGGCCGACAAGUCCAAAUUUGGCACCGAGCUCGUCUGCUCCCUGUGUCACUCAAAGUAUCAAUUCUGCACCAACUGUGGCGGAGGGGGCCAGUGGAGAACCGGGAAAUGGAGACCGGUUGAGCUCUUUGGCAACGGACGCAAGACUUGCCGACUGCCCCACGAUCGACUCCGGACGAUCCUCAAGGAGGAGUACAAGUCGAUACCCUUGCCCCUUGCUACCCACAACGACCAUCACGACAAGGGCUGCCACUCUGCCAGCCUUGCUCCCGAGCUCGGGCGGUUCGUUGGCUCGAAAAACUCGGACGAGUCCUGGCUGGACCAAAUCAGGCGCAUCUGGAUCGACGUCGGGCUCAUGAAGCUGGCGCAAACCCGGAUCAUGGAGAAUUUUGAAGCCUUCUCGACAUUCGAGCGCAUCACCAAGCGGAUCGACUUUAUGUGGGAGACCGACCUGCUGCCUAUCCUGACACAGCACCUUCCCGGCCGCAAGACUUACCUGACGGUGGCGUGCAUGUCCGAGAUUCCCAAUCGCAAGCAGCGCUAUCGCUCCGAAAAGGCCAAGAAGAAGAAGCUGCUUGAGGACGGUGGUGGUAUGCCGCAUACACCCUCGAGUCCACCAAAGUCGAGCGAGCAGAUUGUCGGUGCCUUCAGCACCGGAUUCUGGAACCAAACCGAGGGAACCUUCCGGAUAUCCCACCGGGCCGAUCGGCGACUCGAGGAUAUUGAAGGCAUUGCGCUCCCGCUGAUGUACCAGAUGAUGAAGCAGUUUGAGCAGGACGAGGCCGAGGCCCAAGCUGCUGGCAUGGGCUUCCCGCCGUGCAAGUAUGUUUGGUGUGUCGUCCGCAAAUCGGCAGAGCACAACAUUCCCGAGGGCGACCACGACCCCCAGGACAGCUGCGAGAGCUCGGACGACAGCGACCCUGUCCGUGUCAACCGCCUGUUCAGCGGGCCAAAGAAGGCGUCCAAGCGCUCGGCGGUGGACUCGUUCCGGUCUCUGCUGGGCCGGCAAGGAUUCUUGACGAUGGACGAGUUCCGCGCUCGGCAUCCAGAAGUCAAAGAGUACCGCUUUACAGACCUGGGGGCGUAUCCGCCCGAAAUCAUGCCCAAUUUUGACAUUUAUGUGAUGGUCCUUGAGGAUUUUACUGCCUUCCUGAAGGUUUCGCUGCCCAAAGAGCAGCACUGAUUCCCCUCCGCCAACCUUGCAUCGAUAUCUUGGCUGCCAUCCGCUCUCCCCUUCGCUGCAGUACCUUGAAUCUCCCCUGUCCCACCCAGCAACAACUGUGAAUAAAGCACACAAACCGCAUGGUCUCCC
Molecule: messenger RNA, 2699 nt
Organism: Polychytrium aggregatum
Lineage: Eukaryota; Fungi; Chytridiomycota; Chytridiomycetes; Polychytriales
Exons: 2
Coding region: 123-2570 (815 amino acids)
Source: RefSeq, a predicted model, not a curated record